Anisakis simplex (herring worm) is the source of this 1902-nucleotide messenger RNA. The record is from the annotation of a GenBank genome assembly. Lineage: Eukaryota; Metazoa; Nematoda; Chromadorea; Rhabditida; Anisakidae.
AUGAACCCACGAACGCUAUUAUUAGGCGUUUUGUGGGUAGAGAGUGCGAUGGCGCUCAUCGAAAUGAGCGGUUUUCACUGCAUGAUGCGACACUCGAUGCGUAUGAAUCGACAAGUGCAUGGACAACCGCAGACUACGAAACCACCUUUUGAAUUUCAAUUUCUCGAUUCGAAUGGCCAAAAAACUUCUUAUUAUGAGCCGGGGAAAAUCUAUACUGUGCGCUUGGUAGGAUUUGUUCACUAUCGUGGUCUAUUACUGCAAAGUCGUUUAACGAAUGAAAACGGAUUUUUGAUUGGUUCACUGAAAGGUGGUCGUUUCAUUGAGACACCUGCAUGGGAUAGCUAUGGUAUUCGACUACAAGAGUGUGAUCUGCGUAUGUCAACGGCUGAUUCGGUGACACAUUCGGACGAUAGCCGUAAAUUCGUCACUCAGCUCGAAUGGACGUCUGAUAAGGAUAUUGGUGCGGUGCAGUUCAUGUUAACAAUUGCCGAAGAAGACGAAAUCUAUUGGGAGCGCUGGCGUCCACGUUCCGGUUUCAUUCAACCGAUCAGUUUUCGCGGUAGACGUAUAACAAUAAUCAACGAGGUUUUUACGGACGAAAAAGCUGCUAUGCGAUUAGCGGACACUGCAAUAAGCGCUGAAAACAGUUCGUUGGGAAAACCUCACAGACUACAUGGUAUCGCCGUUUUUGAUGGACCUACGCCAGUGUUUGGUCACUUAAGGCUCACAUCCAGUGAACGGUAUAAGAAUGACUUCGAGGAAUUGCGUCGUGAAUCCGAUUCGUUUAACUCGCAAAAGAAUGCAGUGUCAACAGGCGAAGAUUCGUCUCUGUCGAGAACAUUUCGCCCCAAUUUACCGUUCUCUCCGCCCUCUCAGCCAAGAAUUAUCCCACAAUUUGUUGCAGAAACAAAAUCCACUGAGCAAAUUAUUACUUCUAACAAUGACCACAACACUACGAUCGUACUCAGUAAAACGAUGAGCACAAGAAAACCAGCAAUAUGUAAGGAGGAUCAAUGCAAGAAUGGAGCCAAAUGUGUGCGCGAUAGAGAAGGAAUUGAUGGUUUUCUUUGCGAUUGCGCACCUGGAUGGACGGGAAUCAGGUGUGAAGGAGAUUGUGGCGUCAAUUUUUGUAAGCACAAUGGAACUUGUACCGAGAAACGAAACGGUGAAUUGGGUUGUAAAUGUCCAUCAGGUUCAGCGGGUGAACACUGUGAACGAGGACCUUGUCAAGAUAUUUACGGUAGUUGCAAGCUAUGGCAACGUCAAGGUCAGUGCGAGCUCAUGCGCUACCACACAAACUUCUAUGACCUGAACUGUGCUGUUUCGUGCGAGCAAUGUACUGCAAAUAAUUCGACAGCUUUAACGAAAACGCCUAUACCAACAACCCUCCUUCCGUUGGCAUGGAUGCUAGGCGUUUGGAAAGCCGACGUGAAUGGCACUCGAAAUAACACAAUUGAUUUUCCGUUUGACUUUCAUUCGAACGGCUAUGUGGAAACGUUGACGAUUUCGCUUCAAACUCCGCUUAUGUUCGGUACACCAAGCAUUAAUUUCACAUCUAUAGCAAUCAGCAAAAUCGAUCCGCGUGAUCAGCAUAUUAUGAACGGAUUUUUAUCGAUUCGAAAUCGCCCUGAAGAAACGCCACUAGUGGCAAUCAGUUCAGUCAGCAAUUCAGGCACAAUAUUAAUUGAAGAAGGUGAACUGUUGGGUACAUCGAUGAUUUUGAAACCUCGCUAUCAAUUCAGUCAUCCUUUGAUCGACCAAAAUCAACUCGGACAAAUGAGCCGAACGUUUCUGAAAAAUGGUAAAAAACUGCUACAGUCGAUCAACAGGAAGCGUGCAGAUGGUCGCAAUGAUCUCGUCAACAAGCAUUACAAGAAGAUCGAAGUGAUCCAAUAUUUGUAG